CACGAUAUUGUUUACGCACUGUCGUUUAUUCAAUCCUUGUGGUUACACGCGCAAUACUUCAGUGGUAUCGAGUGUAUAAACUACAAAAACUUGAAAGAAAAUAGUGGUUUUGUGCAUCAUGUCGGCUUGAACUUGGAAGUGCGCCGAACUUUAAUUAUUUCCCGCUCUUUUCUUUUUUUUGCGAAUGAAAAUGUGCACAGUUGUUUUGUGUUAAAUUCUAAUUGGACUAAACAGUUUUGAUAUUUACACUGAGAUUAUCAGUGUAAUGGUGGUAUAAGAAAAUGAUGGCGACCACCACGAUGGUAGUAUCACCUUUAGCCACGCAGCCAUCACCCAAGAACAAGCGGCGACUAUUCGCAGAGGCUCGCCAGAACAGCCUUCAAAAGUUAAGCAUAAUUUUUGAUCACGGCAACAAAAAUGGCAAUGGUGGGGAGACGACAUGGUGUUUCAGCCAGGUGAAGGGUACCUUGGAAGAUGACGUCACCGAAGCUGAUCUGAUAUCAUGCGUAGAAUUCAACCAUGACGGCGAGCUACUCGCCACUGGCGACAAGGGCGGCAGGGUUGUUAUAUUUCAGAGGGACCCAGCAUCGAAGCAAUGUGUCCCCAAGAAGGGGGAGUACAACGUGUACUCAACAUUCCAGUCACACGAGCCGGAGUUUGAUUAUCUCAAAUCGUUGGAGAUUGAGGAGAAGAUCAACAAGAUCCGAUGGUUGAAAAGGAAGAACCAGGCGCACUUUCUGCUGUCCACCAACGACAAGACCAUCAAACUGUGGAAGGUUAGUCUUGUGUCGGAGCGCGACAAGCGGGUGACGGGCUACAACACGCGCGAGGAGGGAGGCCGGCCGCGCGACCCGGCGCGCAUCACGCAGCUGCGCGUGCCCACCGUGCGCCCCGCCGAGCUCAUGGUUGAAGCCUCGCCUAGGAGGAUAUUCGCGAACGCUCACACAUACCACAUAAACUCAAUAUCCCUGAAUUCGGACCAGGAGACGUAUCUCUCAGCAGAUGACCUGCGCAUCAACCUCUGGCACCUGGAGAUUACCGACCAGAGCUUCAAUAUUGUUGAUAUUAAACCCGCCAAUAUGGAGGAGCUUACAGAGGUCAUAACGGCGGCGGAGUUCCAUCCGACUGAAUGCAAUCUCUUUGUCUAUUCUAGUAGUAAGGGUACAAUAAGGCUAUGCGACAUGCGCGCGGCGGCGCUAUGCGACCGUCACGCGAAACUGUUCGAGGAGCCCGAGGAUCCACACGCGAGGUCAUUUUUCUCUGAGAUCAUCUCCUCCAUCAGUGAUGUGAAGCUUAGUAAUUCGGGCAGAUACAUGAUGUCGCGAGACUACCUAGGUUUAAAAGUUUGGGAUCUACGCAUGGAGACGAAGCCGGUGGAAACGUACCCAGUACACGAGUACCUUCGCUCCAAGCUGUGCUCCCUGUACGAGAACGAUUGUAUCUUCGACAAGUUCGAGUGUUGCUGGAGCGGAGACGACCAGCGGCUCAUGACCGGCUCUUAUAAUGGAUUCUUUAGGAUAUUCGAGCGCGGCGGCUGCGGGUCUGGUUGCGGCGCGCGGCGCGGCGAGCUGACGCUGGAGGCGGCGCGGGACGCGGCCGCGCGGCCCCGACAACCGCUGCGGCCGCGCCGGGUCGCCACCACUGCCAAGAGGAAGAAGGACGAAAUAAGCGUAGACUGCCUGGACUUUAACAAGAAGAUACUCCACACGGCAUGGCAUCCCCACGAGAGUAUAAUCGCGGUGGCGGCCACGAACAACCUCUUCAUCUUCCAGGACAAGUUCUAGCAGCCGCCUGACCCUCGCACCGGGAUCUCGCACGGUACUUAGUAUAACACUCUUCUAGAGGAACGAUUUUUGCUACCGACAGAUGGCGACACCAUCGCUUUUGGUCUUUAGGGUCCUUAAAAUAUAAGUUAAUGUUCAAUUGUUUUGUUUUUGUAUGGAAAAUCAUUGUUUAGGCGGUUAUCAUGUUAAAUUGUAUUCAAGGAUUGUCCAAUUUUGAAUUAAUUUGUAAGAAAUAUGUCUUCAAAUUAAGGAUCUCUAUAGAUCUCGUGUAAAAUGUUGUUGCCAUCUGUGUAAGCUUUGUCUGAGCCUCGUCUACCAAUGUGUUGUAUAUUAUACCUGUUAUAAUGUAAAUGACAAGCUGCACUAUACAGUAAGGGUGCUACUGAAACUGUCCACACAAAAUUAAACGUUAAUUUCUAUCAGCCAUUCAAAAUUGAUAUCUAUUUUCGUAACUAUAAGUUAUAAAGUUGUUCGCACAGUAGCAUCUUUACUUGUCAGCUUUGUUUCUCAAACAAUCUGAGAGUUCAUUUACCCCGGGUAGUAAAGUACGCAACGAUAGCAAUAAAUUGUUUUAAACCUUAUGUGAAAGUAAAUAAGAACUAUAACCGCGUGCACACAAUCUCAGACACUAAUUCCAAACAUGCGGGUAAAAAUAAACUGUAACACAUUCACGUAAGAUUGAAAUUCCAAUACAUAAACUGUGCUCAAUACAACGCUCAUUGAAAUACAUAGGUAUUUCGAGUCCUCGGUGCGUCAGGUGUGAAAUAUUAAAUAACUUGUUGAAUACAAGCGCGGCUUUCUAUACGUGACGUAAUUAUCACAGCAUCACAAUUUUAUUUAGCGUCCUAAUGCUAUAGGAAACAUCCAUUGUUCUACUUUAAAAAGCGAAAAAAAUGCAAAGGUAAGCGUAUACAAGUCCGCAUCGUACGCAUUCCGUAUGACGUCAUCAGUACGCAUUGCUGAUGAUGCGGUCCGUACGAUGCGGAUCAGUGGACGCAGUUGUAUGAGUUUCUAUACAAGACAAACUAAAAUCCGUUGCGUGCGAUGCGUACGAUGCGGGUCUGUGGACGCUUACCUUAAAGGAGCUCCUUUUCCACAAAUAUUUUGAAUCAAGACUGGUUAGUAGUAGGACUGAAGGACCGUUCACAACGUUUUUAAGUAAUAAUAAUAAUAAAUUCUCGGUAUUGCUCUUAAAAUGGCGUUAAAUGAAGAUUUUUGCGUAAAAGUACUUAUACAAUUCAAGAAAUACGAGUUGAACUCUGUUUAUGGAAGUUAAAUGUCGAUUUGUCACCACAUAAGUAAAUAAUUAAUGUUCCUCUACCAUUUUAAAGGUUAAUGUAAAUAAAUCUUGUUCUAUUAAUGAUAACAGAUAACACAUUACCCUUCACACAUUGUAGUCAGGUCAAAAUAACUUAACAUACUAGAAAUUCAUAUUAAAUUGCACCAUUUCUUUCUCAAAUAAUUCCAACAAUAACGUGUUCAAACUAAAUUAUCUUUAACACGUCGUGCGCGCACGCAGAUCCAUGCGAGACACAAUGUGUUUUCUAUUGUGGUCUUAUACGAAAGGCUAAUGAAUAUGAGUCCCUAGCGUAGAUUGAAAUUAGUCGAGGUACCUCGUCUAAAAGUUAGGUAAGCCGAUAGCAAUGUUACUAAGCAAAUUUUUCCAAGUAUUUCUUCAUAAAAAGAGAAAUUGAUCUGCCGUCUCACAAAUAUGAAACCACGUACCGAAUCCGUCUGAAAUGCCUGCUUUAUAAUAAUGAAUAAGUCACUGAAAGCCGCUCUUGUCCAGUUGUGUCGUAUUGUUAGUGGGAAUUGUACCUUAUUCUCGUAGUUUUUAAAGUCCAAUAUCGAAGUACUUACGUUUCUUUGUUUGUUUUUUUUUUUAUAGUUUUGUUACUUACUUUUGUACCUGUUGGUUGAACUUAUGUUAGGUUCUCGAUACAAAAUCAUACUUUAUUUUUUAAGCGUAAAGGUCUCUUUUUACUUACCUACGUUCAUCAGUCGACGUCUUGUGACUGAUAUGAUGGAAUAUCUAUUGUUUUUUAAUUUUAAAUUGGGUUUUUCUCAUUUUGGGAUGCCUACAAUGUUUCUUAAGGGUCGGUAAAGCGCAUGUAAUGCCUUAAGUGUUGCAAGCGUUCAUAGGCCACGGUAACCACUUACCAUCAGGUGGAUAUUAAAAAUCCUCUUGUCUAGUGAUUUGUAUAGUUCCCAUACAAUACGGUACAACGUGUAGGUAGAUAGAUACUAAGUCCGUUAAUUCAAAUUUUCUGAGAAAAAAAAGUAAUUUAUACGCUUUUCUUACUUAAGGUUCUAAGCGAUAAUUAAGUAUUUAUUGUUUAAACAUAAAAACUGUCCCUUUUUUAAGGAAACGACACAACAUUUGUAUGAGAUUAGUUAGGUGUAACGAAUGUUUAGACGCGUCAAGGAAAUGUAUGAGAUCCCCCCCAUAAUCUUUUUUUUUCAAUAUUUUGUAUGAGACGUGUAUGGGAUUUGUUUUUUUUUUAAUUUGUCGCGAUAUAAGUAUCGUUUAGUGAACGUAGGGUUUUUUUUCAUCAUGGAGUAGGCGUAAGUAUUUUUUUUAAAUGAUUAAAAAAAGAUGGCUGGUCGACGGUUUUCGCAAAUGUAUCUGGUAUUUUGAAGUCUUAUUAAAUUGACAAGUUGUUUAUAUUCUUAUAAAUGCAAAAACAUAACUUCAUUGUAUUGGUAUCGUUCGAAAAUAUCUUUUCGUUCAAAAUUCAUCCUUAUUUUUCAAGCAGUAAAGUCGAUUUUAGUUCAAAAGUCAACCGUAGUGGAGCCAGUCUCGAAUACAGCAUGUUUACAAUAUACGUACAUAUCUUCAAGCCUCAAAGAGGGUAGGCAGAAUGAUCUCUUAAACAUUAUGAUUAAGAUCUCAUACAUUUUGUACUGCGCUGAGAAAUGGUAACUCAUGGUUUAUAACCAUAUGGUUUUAUUUGAAGGAAUCCACCGUCAAUAUAAAAAAAAUAUUGUCUGCUUGUACUGUAACUGUGAUUUAUUUGGAAAUUGCACCUUAUUCACUUAGUCUUUAGAUCGCUUUUUGUCUAUCACAGAUGCUGUGAUACAGUAUAAAGUUUAAAUUUAAUUUUGUACUUUAUUUCAGUCCUAUUAAUGUUGAUUUUUAGUCAAGAUUGCAUUUCUUAUUCAUGUAGCAUUUUUCUAAACAAUAGGUUUGCUCAAAAUUCUAUGCAAAUGUGAUAUUAUACGAACUUGCUAUGCAUAUCAUUUCACUGCCAAUUUUUAUAGCCAUAUUUGUUUAUCUUCCAGCCGAGUAGGGCAAACAGAACCUCUCUCUUCUCUAAAGUCGGUUAAAAAAUAAUAAAUGAUACAUAGUGUAAAAGCAAGCAAGACCUUUUCUUCUCUAAAGUCGGUUAAAAAUAAUGAAUGAUACUGAUGUGUGUGUAAUGUUUUCAAUAUAAAACACAGUUACAGUACAUUUCUAGACGGGAAUCAUACGUAAAUUGUAAUUAUAUACUUCAACAGAGUAGCCGUCGAGCGACGCUACAAUACUGUUGAUGAUAUAUACCGUUUAUUUAUUAUAUUAUGUAUAAUAAUUAUGUAUUUUCUAAUUACUUUGUGAGUUUGUUUAUACAUUGGCGAUGUUACAAUUAUGAUUUCAAAGUUUUCUUUUAUAUAGUCUUGAUGAGAAUUUGCUGUUAUUCACGUAUAUUUGAAAUAAUUGAUUUAAAUCUUAUUUACAAGUUGCAUUUGAUUUUUUUGUGUCAAAAUGGUGGAUUUGUCCUAAUUGAUGGUCGCUCAAUUGAUUGAUUGAUUUAAACUUUCUAAUAAUAAUUAUCGAUUUACGUGUAACCAGCAAAGCUCAGCAAGGCUAUGUUAUUUCAUAAAUUCGGCAUAUAUUACUUAUUGGAAAACAUUGUGAUUCGAUGCUUGAGCAGUGUGGUUAUAAUAUAAUGUAAAUAUGUAGUGUUGUUGAACGAUGGUCUGAAGUAGUCUGAACAGAUAGUCUACGUCACAACUUGUACAGUUAGUCUUAUAUGUAUUUUGUGUAAAGCUUGGAAAUUAUGUUCGACUAUGAUUAUAAUAUGAAUUUGUUUCUUUUUUUUUAACUUUUGUGUCUAGUUUCUACGUUAACAGCUAGCGUUUAAUGUAACUACAUUUAUACAUAAUUUUGUAACUGAAAUUGUUUUGAAUAAUUGUAAAUCGAGGCUUUAAACCAACGUUGCAUCGAGCGGAUCUUCCUAGAAUACAUGAUAAUUCUGUGUUAAUAGUUAAUGGUAGUGUUUAUGAAAGUUGAAGCUAGCCACUCGAUAUAAGUCGGAGGCCUGUCGCUCGAUAGAACGUCGCCUGCGUGGUGUCUGUUUCUGCAAAACUUAUAAGUCUGCAUAAAGAUAUCAAUAGGAUUUUUCGAGUUAAACAAACCUUUACAAGGCCUAGUGUAUUACCCACUCAACGUGCGUCGUGUGUAAUUCACCUGUUUGUGAUCGCUAGAAUCCCGAACUUGUCCAUUUUUGUACAUAAGUAACGUUCGAUCGUUCCGAACGUUGUGAUAGUUUUGCAAGGCGGACCCCAAAUAAUUUGGUUCUGUACAUAGACACGUGAAACGGCUAACAUUAUGUUUAAUAUUUCGGCUGUAUUCAGGCCCUCUCCAUAAUCUCCACACCAUUUUUUAUGUUCAUCAAUAUGUAUAGGAACUGCGUUAAGUUUUAGUUAUGUUUCUGUCGUCUGUUUUGUAAGGGGCCCGGUCAAUUCCUUCUAGUUGUUCCGACGAUAGCUGAACACGCUGUUUCGCUAUGUAAUUUAAACAAAUGUGUGAUAUUUAAAAAUAUGCCUAUGCAGCUUGUACUUGGUCUUCUUAUAAACGUUUGUAAAUGAUGCCCGAACAUUGUCUGAGACGGUUGUAAGUAGAAGAGUUAUUUUUAAAGUAUAUAAUUGCUUGAAAAGCAAUAAAUAGUAUAGGAAUUGACUGUCCCCCGUGAGAUCCAAUGUAAAAAUAUGUCGCUCUGUAGUAUAAAUGCAAAGACAUCUUGUAUAGAGUGUGGUUGCGAAGCGAGAAUGCGCGCGAAACAGGUGAUGAGUGAGCUAUAAUUUAAGUACUAGUUUAUAGUUAGGCGAAAACUGUGAAAACACAGAAUUAAAAAAAUCAGUUUUUUUUCCUGUAUCGAGGGAUCAACAGAUAAUGCUUGAUAAAUGUGAUAAUGUCGCAAUAAGCGGUGUGUUGUGGUCUGUGGACGAGAUGGUGAUGUGGAUAGACUUUUUUUUCUUUUUGAGGUACCGUUUUGCGCUGUGAGGAACCUCGGACGGUUUGCUGACAACGAAACCUCGUGCUGUCAGUGUGAGCGCGCGCGUCGGCGCGCAGACGUACGUUUACGAAGUUACUACAGCUGGGCGACUCUUUACAUUCAUUCUUUGUAAUGUACACUUUAACUGGCUUCGUAAAUCUAAAUCUACAGUUUGAAAUUGGGUACCGUUCACUUUGGCGUGGUAAACACGGAAAUGUUGGUGUUGCCAUAAGAAUAAAUAGCGGGAAUUUUAAAAUCAAUGUGCCAUGAUCUUCGCCGGCUCGGUGGCGCGUGCGCUUCACACGGAAAGAGUUGUUGUUAAAUCAAAAUAUUUCCUAUAAAUAAUAAAAUUUUUAUAUCUGAA
This is a messenger RNA of Spodoptera frugiperda (fall armyworm), 7403 nucleotides long. It is a transcript of the gene tws, whose product is annotated as protein phosphatase PP2A 55 kDa regulatory subunit. Gene Ontology annotation, molecular function: protein phosphatase regulator activity; protein binding. Gene Ontology annotation, biological process: peptidyl-serine dephosphorylation. The record is from RefSeq and is a predicted model, not a curated record. The transcript is spliced from 11 exons. NCBI's taxonomy places the organism in Eukaryota, Metazoa, Arthropoda, Insecta, Lepidoptera, Noctuidae. Gene Ontology annotation, cellular component: protein phosphatase type 2A complex; cytosol. The coding region runs from base 282 to 1784 and encodes 500 amino acids.